AUGUCAAAAACACUUCCGGUCAUCCUCGAACGUAUUGCAGCGGCCAGCAAGGCUUACCAACGCGAGGAGAUUGGCUCACGAGAAGAUCUCAUUGAGCUAGGGAGAGAUCUGGUAGCAACACUUGAAAUCCCAAGUGAGUUCUUGCAAAGAAGCUGCUGGGCCGAGCCGGCUCUAUCAGCACACUGCAAAUUGGCUGCUGAAGUCAGACUGUUUCAAUACCUGAAAGAUGCAGGAGAGACAGGCAGUAGUCUUGAGGAUCUUGCCCAAAAGACGGGAGUCGAUCCACUGCUGCUCCAAAGAAUCCUCCGCCACCUAGUCGCCAUGAAGCUCCUCACAUUCUCGAAUGGAAAGUUCCGAGGCACGCCCCUCAGUGACGGACUCGCAGCAGAGAACUUUCAAAAAAGCAUUGAUUUUUGCUACGACGUCGCCAGACCGUCCUUCUUCAAAGAGACAGGCUACAAAAUACCAGAUUCCGUCACAAACGGUCCGUUCCAGGCUGCAUACGGUACAGAGUUGCCGUUUUUCCCGUGGUUGGUAGCCACGCCCCCGCAUCUCGAUGAGUUCGACAACUUCAUGUCAGCGUACCGGGCCGGGAAACGGAAUUGGUACGACGCAGGCUUCUAUCCCGUAGCGAAGCGUCUAAUUGAGGGCUUCGACAAGGACGCCGGUGAAGCGCUGCUUGUAGAUGUUGGCGGCGGCCGCGGCCACGAUGUCCAGCAGUUCAUAGCACAGCACAAGGCACAUCCCGGGAACAUCAUUCUCCAAGACCGCGAGCCCAUUAUUGCCAGUGUUUCAAAUCAAAAUAAGCUACCGUUUGAGUUGCAGGUACACGACUUCUUUACUCCUCAGCCAAUCAAGGCGGCAAGAGCAUACUCGCUUCAUUCCAUCCUUCAUGACUGGAGCGACGACGAUGGAAUCAGGAUCCUUGAGAAUCUGAGGCCUGCGCUCAAGUCUGGGUAUUCCCGGGUUCUGCUGAUUGAGAUUGUAGUUUCGGAGGAGAAGCCUACUAUCGCGGAAACGGCCAUGGACAUGAUGAUGUUGGCGCACUUUGCUGUGCGGGAGAGGACCAGGGUGGAGUGGGAGGGGAUAUUGGACAAGGCUGGGUUGAGAUUGGUGGGAUUGUACAACUUCCCUGGCGUUGCGGAGAGCGUUAUUGAGGCGGAACUGCGAGAAGCUCCUUGA
Molecule: messenger RNA, 1182 nt
Organism: Bipolaris maydis ATCC 48331
Lineage: Eukaryota; Fungi; Ascomycota; Dothideomycetes; Pleosporales; Pleosporaceae
Product: S-adenosyl-L-methionine-dependent methyltransferase
Molecular function (GO): O-methyltransferase activity
Source: RefSeq, a predicted model, not a curated record